AUGUUUUUUGCUGGAAAUUUUAUUUUGGGAUUGAAUUUUAGUGGUAGUGGUGGAACAAUUUCACCAACUGUAAUCGAUACGAGAAGAAGCCAACAGCAACAACAAGAGAAUGUUCGUGCAUUCUAUCAACCUGAGAUCAUGUCACGUCGACCACUAUCAAUCAGUCCACAACCGUGGAAGACUCAAGGCCCGAUUAGCCCCAGCAAUCGCGCUGUGCCAGCAUCGGGAAUUCGUUACGGUCAAAGUUUAAGAAGUGAAUCCUAUACGUCGUCAACUACUAAACCGCAGCAGCAGAGUACUGGUGAAUGA
Messenger RNA from Anisakis simplex (herring worm), 309 nucleotides. The record is from the annotation of a GenBank genome assembly. NCBI's taxonomy places the organism in Eukaryota, Metazoa, Nematoda, Chromadorea, Rhabditida, Anisakidae.